AUGAAGGGUGUGGGAUUGCGGCAACGGCAACGCCCGGCAGUGAAGCCGAAUGCGGCUGCUCGUAGUGAAGCACCAGUGACAGUUGUAUUCCGUGCCCAUACAGACAGUCUCGCUAAAGCGCCUUUUCUCUACUGCCCAAAGAACUACUCUCUUCCCAUGCCAUCUUCACAAGAACAAUUUACAGAGGCUAUCAUUGAACUGUUUAUACCGAGUUGUGGUAACAGUAAUUCCAAUGGUUCUAAUACGGCUACUACUACAACAACUAGUAGUAGUAAUACUAAUAAUAAUAAUAAUACCAAUACCACUAUAUGUGUUGGUGGUAAUAGUAGUAAUAAGAACUCUUCCAGUGGCAAUCAAUACCGCCAACAACAUCACGGAGUUGGGAGUGGCAGAAACAUGUCGCCAUCUACCACCUUAUUGUCCUCUUGCACAGAGACUGUUUCUAUGAGGGUAUCAGCUCCACUCAUUUCGGAUCCUGGGAGUUCGCAAACUACUCAGCAUACAACAAAAACUACAGUGGCAACAACAACAACAACAAUGAUAACGACGACAAUAAUGGGGAAUUCUGGUAGUGAUACAUUUCCAUCAGAUUCACAACGUAUUGUGAGUAAUACUCCAUUUGCUGCCACCUCAAACUACGAUACCUGGGUUUGUCGGGCGUAUUGUUUUGGUGAGAAGGACGCUCUACAUGCGAAUGGUGCUAUUAGUGUACACCAAUCAUUGGCAAAUAAGAGUCAGUUUAUUAACGAUAUUACAAAAGGUAAGGCCAUAGCACGUGUUGUGCCGACGUAUACUGAGGUUCGUGAGCGAUUUGGUUUAUCUCAUGUAGAAUUGGCUUUUGAAGACCAAUCUAUUUCUCGUGCUGAUAUGUUUCUUAUUUCAGAAGCGUUGCGUGAUGAAAUUCUUUACGAGGGACAAGAAGUGACUCUUUGUGGUUUCACCAUGAAAGUUAAUGAAAUGCUCCAAAGUGUGAACCAGAAUGGGACAAUGGAAGGUAGUGACACAACUAAAACAUAUCAAGGUGAUAACUUCAAGAGUACUGUCAAUAAUAAUAAUAAUAAUAAUAAUAAUAAUAAUAAUAAUAAUAAUAAUAAUAGUAACAAUGACAUGUUUGAUAAUGAUGGGGUAUUUAAGAUGAUGGACACCCCUUGGGCUUCAACAAAAAAAAUGAAGUCAAUGAACACAUCCACACAAUAUCAACAGCAGCAACAACAUCAACAAAAUCAUAACCAGGGUGAGGAGGAUGUAGAAAGGAAAUUUCGUCGUGUGCGUUGUGGUCUUGUCACAGAGAAUACCCUUGUGAAUUUUUGCUCUCUUUCUGCCGUUCACUUUAUUAUUCUGGAGAUAUCAAAAGAGAUGUGGGAUCCUACCUUGGAUGGUCGUAUUACAAUUGCCUGGGCUGUAAAAAGGUUUCUGAAGGAGUAUUUAAUGCAACAAAUACCAAAGCAUAAAGCUUCUCCACUCAUAAACAUUUUAAUGGUAGGAAGGUUGCAUCCAGAGUAUGCUAUAAAUGAUAAUGUUGAUUUCUUACAUGAGAUGAAAAUACCACGUAAAGCCUCUAGUGCCCAUAUUUCAGAGGAGGUUGGACUUCAAUGUGAUGUACUUAUCGAGCGUAUCCUAUGCGAGGUACGAGAGACAUUGAAGGCUAAUCGUAAGUCAGAAAGUGAAUCUGAUAUUCUUGGGGGAAAAGAAAAUAUUAGUUUUCAACAAGAUAUCCAUCAUCAUACUACUAAUACUAAUACUAAUAGUAAUUCAAAGACAAAAACUGAGGCUGUGAAUCGUGGUAUGAUUUCACCAGAUGCAAUCACCGAACGAGACCUUUUUGUCCAUGCCAAAAAUACAUGUACUAUGGAGACUAUUAGUCUUGUACUGGAUCGUUGUACACAACAACUUGUAAAUGGACAGACGGGGUAUAUUAUUACUGUUGUCUCUGGUGGGAAAGGUCUGUAUCAGGUGCGGAAUGACCUUCUCCAGGCGACCUGCACUCGACUUUUCAACGCUGGGAUUGAGCGUGUGAAUAUUGUCUGCAUUGGCCGCCCCCCACUCCACCUGACGCCGCUGCUGGAGUACAUGCCGGACGACGAGACGCUGCGGUCGCAAUAUCAUCUCCACAUUGACCAGCAGCCCCGUCGCCUCUACGAGCAGCCGGCGUGGGCGCGGUGUCUCUUCUACCACCCCGUCCCCGACCCCACGUCGACGGGCCGACUGCUCUUCGGGCUCCUCCCGCAGGCCGCGUGGGGGCGGGCGGCAGCCGCAGCGGAGGGACCACCGCCCCCGCACACACGACCGCCACUCCUCCUACCGGUACUCCCUCCAGAUACCCCGCAGAAUAACCACUUGGAUCCAUAUAAAUACUCAACACUAAGUAGAGGGGAUUAUGCUAUGCUUGGCGGCGAAGGUCUCAGGUGGAUACAUCCUACACAACAACAACAACAACAACAACAGCAGCAUCAGCAGCAGUCGGUACAUCAUCAGGAAUCGUCAUCCUUUAUAAAGGCAGCGUGGUAUUCGUUACAUGGUAGUGGGGUGUUGCAACAGGAUGGAUUUAAUCGUGAUCGUAUACUUGAAUACGUCAUGAAAGAAAAACAAGUAUCUUUUUUGGAAACUCGUGCUGGAAGUACAGUCAUACCAUCUGAGGUAGGUGGUAUUAUCCCAUGUGGAAUAAAUAUUUUAGAUAGUGAUAUACAGAGUGGGUAUGUAAUUCUUAAGCUUCAAAUCAAUCAAAUGAUUUUCCCUAAAGCUAAAUGGUCAUUGGAAUUACUUUCAAAUAAAGAUACAUGGUCAAUACUUAUGAAUGCUUUUUCAGGUAAGGAUGAUCGUCUCUCAAUAGAUGAAAAAGAAUACUUUAGUUCUCACUUUCGAGCCUCUGAAAUAUUUUUCCAAGAUUACAGUACUAUUUCUGAAGAUGGUAAGGUACUAGUUCUUGCAUCACGACGCAGUGAUAUUACCUUCUUAACAUCUGAAGAAGUUGUCUUUACAUUUCAUCCUGAAUUGUUUGUAGAGUGUGAUAAUACAACAUGCUUUAAAACAACAGUAGCACAUGUGCAGAUACGAAAUAGUAUUCUAUUUGCUAUUAAACCAAUUAGUCCAUAUCGUUCAAUAACAACUUCAGGAAUUGAUUCAUCUACCUCACAUAAUGUUAAUACAGAUGUCUUAUUGCGUCGUCGAUGGCAAUUCGCCCACCCUGAGUUACCUUCCUCAUCUGCUGUUCAUUCACCAUGGGUUUCAUUAUGUCAUUGUAAAAUUCUUCCACUUUAUGGAACAAAAUCUGCUUAUCCACGUGAUAGUUUUUUUGUUCUACCUACACAUCAAUACGCUGUUUCUAUUCAAAAGAAUAUGCAACUACUAGAAUACGUCCUUCAACGUUUAUUACAACAGUAUCAAAUAGUUGUUGUGGGUCCUUCUAUAGCGGGAGUACAAUGGCCACGUGAAGAUCCUACCCGAAAUGCUCGUUUAGAGAUGUCUAUUGGUCACCAAAUUCAUGAAUUAAAAAUAGCAGAAACAGGUCAUGAUAUUUCAGUAACUCGUAUGAUGCAUCGUGGUAUGUAUAGUAAUGCUCAAGCAACUCAUAUGAUUACAUAUAAAUAUCUUCUUUUAAAUUACAUGAAAUCAGGUUUUAGUAGGCGAAAAAUACUUUUAGAAACUCAAAUUGGUGCAAAACAUACUUUUCGAUGGGAACAACUUGACUCAUAUAUUCGUGAACGUGAAAUUUAUGAGGCCUUUAUUCCUUCUUCAACAAAUUGUUCACUACGUGAAGGUGAAGUAUGUGUAGCCUUACUUCCCGAGACUUUUGAAGGUACAUCUAUUUCAUUUGAAGAAUUUUUAAAAUUUAUCCGUUAUCGUUUUAGUGUCCAUCUUGCUAUGUCUAGUCAGAUGAAAUGGAGAGAAGACUCUUCAGAAUUAACGACAAAUAUACCAGAUGAUUUUGAUUAUCCCGAUAUAUUAUCACUUCGUCGUGUUGUACUCAUGUAUGACAAUUCACAAGUAACUGAACGACGAUGUGUUAUGGACCACAAGACUGGGCGAACACUUUCCUUUGAUGCACCUGUAAAGAAUCGUAUGAUGUCUGUAGAAAUUACCUUACCAGAAGCGUUUAACCCAAAAUGUCAUUAUUUUCUAAAGGUCUCAUGGUUAGUAUGCAUUGCACCAAUUGUAACGGAUUGGUUUUGUUCGUUUCUAGCUAGUGCUUCUCGGUUUCACUUACGUGCUAUACCAAUUCCUAACUACUAUCACACGGCAAAGGACGAAUAUUUUGUCUGUAGAUUUACUGUACGCGCUAAUAGUAGUGAAGAGGAACCACGUUUACGACGACAUCUUCUUACUCUCUUGACAAGUUCUAAAUACCGAUAUCUUCCUGAUAUACCUUCGAUGAACCGUAAUUGUCGUUUACUGCAUUUCAGUGGAAUUUGUUACGUUACUUCGAAACCAGAAAAUGGUGUGGUGGCUAGAUGGUAUGAAAACCCAAUGUUACCAACGGGGCAGCCAGAGCAUCAACAAUUACUUCGUGAAUUCACAGAAGCUGUACAAUUUGUACGUACCGAGCUUGCGUUAUCCUAA
Molecule: messenger RNA, 4557 nt
Organism: Trypanosoma theileri
Lineage: Eukaryota; Euglenozoa; Kinetoplastea; Trypanosomatida; Trypanosomatidae
Product: putative DNA-directed RNA polymerase III largest subunit
Exons: 1
Coding region: 1-4557 (1518 amino acids)
Biological process (GO): positive regulation of autophagy; negative regulation of TORC1 signaling
Cellular component (GO): GATOR1 complex
Molecular function (GO): GTPase activator activity
Source: RefSeq, a predicted model, not a curated record